CACCAGAGCGCAACACACAGUUUACUGUAGAUCAUGGCAGUAAGGAGCCCAUUUUUUCCACUGUUGCUAAUGCUGCUGGGUCUGGCGCUGGACAGAGCCUCCACCCAUGCAUUCAACCCUAGUCGCCUUCAACAGCACAAAGUCCUCCACCUUGACUGGCCGAAGGACUGUGGCCUGCCUCAUUUCAAACCAAACACAGUCGAGCGUAUCGUGUCGGGCAAUGAAGCGAGACCCCAUUCCUGGCCGUGGCAGGUCUCACUGCAGGUUCGUCCCAGAGGCAGUAAACAUUAUGUUCAUGUGUGUGGAGGGACUCUGAUCCAUAAGAACUGGGUUCUUACUGCUGCUCACUGCUUCCAGAAGGGAAAAGCAGAGGAUGCUAGUAGCUGGCGUAUCGUUUUGGGUAAGCAUCAACUGAAAAGAUCAGAGUCCGCUGAGCGUACUUUCCCAGUGAAGAGGAUCUACAGGCAUGAGCACUUCCGUUAUCCAGCCCACAGUGAGCUAGACUAUGACAUCGCAUUGGUUAAAGCUGGCACGGACAUCCCGACCACUAACUUCAUCCGCUAUGCCUGCCUGCCGCGCAAGCAGAUCAACCUUAAACCAGGGCACUACUGCUGGGUGACCGGCUGGGGGGACACACGAGGCGGGAAAGAAAACGUGGCACUUGCUGAGGCACUGAAUCAAGCUCGGCUCCCAGUCAUUGACUACAAGACCUGCCGGCAGAAGAAGUUCUGGGGUGACCGCGUGCGAGACUCCAUGAUUUGCGCUGGGUUCCGUGAUACAGAGGGGACCCCCGCUGCAUGCCAGGGUGACUCUGGUGGCCCUCUGCUGUGCCAGGUGGGGCGUGACCGCUGGGAGGUCCACGGCAUUGUGAGCUUCGGUCCUAUUGGAUGCACGGUGGAGAACAAGCCCAGCGUCUUCACUCGCACCGCAGCCUACAUCCCAUGGAUAGAGGCUACACGCAUCAGGGACUUCUUCUUGCACUGAAUUCCCACCUCCAAGAAUUAUUUGCCCACAUUUGUAGGUACAAGAAGAGUUGUGAAAGCAACUGAUUUAGUGCCAUGUCCCGGUCUGGGUCUGGCCCAUGGACCUGCUUAUCCAUUUGUGGUCCAUGCACUGAGAGCUGGUGUGCAUCAUUGCAACCACCAGCCACCAAGUUAGGGUAGUUUGCACUGGUUUGUGGGUCGUUUCUCCGCUAUGCAUGUGAGAUUCUCCUGGGCUUCGCUAUAGUACAUGAACUGCAAAGUUUAAAAUGCUUCCAGCUAAAUCACAUUGAUCUCCACAUUGUGUUCAGCAAGCCAAGCAACAUUUUCUGUAAAACAGGUCCUGGCUAUUCUACAUUACAUUCAUCAGUUCAGUUGGCCUUGUUUUUUCCUGUAAGGAAUGGCAUGUACAUUUGCCCUCUCUUGGGUAGUCCGGUAUUCAGUCCCUAAGGUGCUUUGACGGUCAACGUCAAGUAGUGAUCAGAACAUUUCACCUGUUGAUGGAGACAGUCUCCCUUUGAUACUCCAGUGCUUUUCACCGAACAGGCUAGGUAAUUUCCACACAGGACGGAUAUUUAUAUUUUACACUUUAAGAUGCUACAAGGAAUUCAUGCAUACAAU
Messenger RNA from Rhinichthys klamathensis goyatoka, 1601 nucleotides. RefSeq lists its product as uncharacterized. The transcript has 6 exons. NCBI's taxonomy places the organism in Eukaryota, Metazoa, Chordata, Actinopteri, Cypriniformes, Leuciscidae. The coding region runs from base 34 to 984 and encodes 316 amino acids. Gene Ontology annotation, molecular function: serine-type endopeptidase activity. Gene Ontology annotation, biological process: proteolysis. The record is from RefSeq and is a predicted model, not a curated record.